GAGCUAUACCUGGCCUCACCGCAACAAAAAUGUUACACAUUGCAUCUGACGCUUGACGGUUGCUCCAAAAGACUGUGUUCGUACCUCAACUGUAACUAGGCACCCGGAACGUCAGGUGGGAAGAGAGGCAGAGAUUACUUAACCUUGGCGAUGUGGCAGGCCAAGAAAGUGCAAGAAUUCCUCACCUGUGUGAUCUGCCAGGAAAUUUACACAGACCCGUGUACACUGAGGUGUGACCACACAUUCUGUAGGAAAUGUGUCACUGCAUACAUCCAAACUAGACCAGAUGCUGUGCAGUCCAAGACGAUCCCCUGUGCCUUCUGUCGACAAGAUACCAAGGUGCCCAACCCCAGCAGACCAGUGGAGGAGUGGGCGGGGCAGAUCAAACCCAGCAUCAUUAUACAGGGGCUGGUGGACACACAAAGUGAAGCUAUGGAAGCAGAUACAAUGGACAAUCACUGCUCAAUGUGUAUAGCUAUAGGGAAGACAACUCCUCGAGCUUGGUGGUGUCAUGAAUGUGAAGUUUCCCUAUGCAAAACAUGUUUAAAGAUGCAUCAUGCAAGUCCGAUCUCACGUGACCACGAAGUGGCUGAUCUAUCUGAAGGGGGCCCGGUAAAGAAAACCCGCAAGGUUAUGUGCAAGGAACAUAAAAAAGAAGCCGUCAGUCUUGUGUGUAGAGAUUGUCACAAAGCUGUAUGUCCGUCAUGUUGUGUUGUUUACCACAGGAGAUGUGACUCUGUGGUUACAAUACACUCUAUGAUAACAACAAUUAAAUAUCACUUGACAAAGAGAAGAAAUAUGAUGGCGAAUAAGAUAAAAGGAAAACAAAGAAUGGUUCAGAAAACCCAAGAAAGGAUUAUCAGAAUUAAGGAAAAAAGUAAACAAGCAGAAAUGGAUGUCCAAAAUGACAUUGCAAGCGCCAUUAAAAAAAUCAAACAGAAAGGUGAACGGCUGAUAAAUGAAAUCAAAGAAAUUACAGAAAAUGAAUCUAAACAGUUGCAAGCUGGUGUGAAGCAUGAAGAGAUUGAGGUGCAGAUGUACAGACAACAUUGUGAGUUCAUUGAGCAGACCUUGGUAUCGGACUGUGAGAUGGACCUGUAUGACGCGUAUGAGGCUUGGGAGACGAGGGAAAUGAUGGACAAAGCCUCAGCAAGCAAACGAAGAAUAGAUGACAUCAGGUUUAAUUCAGACGCUGAUGAAGUCCAGCACAUCCUUGAUGACCUACGGCUGGGGAAAAUUGACGUCACAUACCUGGAUCAGGGAAGUUGUUUGCCGACUCGUGUGGUGGUUGACACGAUAGACGGGAAGAUGGAGAGUGACGAGAAGGAGCCUUCCCUUCGUGAUGUCACAGUCCUGGUUGUCGAUGGCAUGGAGACAGUUGUAGUCACUGACUUUCAGAACAUGUGUGUAAAAUCAUUCUACACCAAACACAACAGGUCGUGUCACAGAAAACUUCCCCUGAGAAGCGAUCCAUUUGGUAUAACUCAGUGGAAGGAGAACAAGGUGAUGGUCGCUAUGGCUAACUCUUGUCAAAUUCUAACGCUGGAAGUGACACCUGACCUGAAACUGCUCUCAGCCGUCUCAACCAGCAAGGGGUAUUUCAGCAUCGCUGUUCUGGGUCCUUCAACUCUAGCAGCAGGUGGUCACGAACGUGUUGAUAUCUUGGAUAUUUCUGGACACGUGUUGAAGUCAGUCACUGAACGCAACAACAAGAGACUGUUUACCUACCCUUUCCACAUGUGCGUCAACACCAAGGGCAACAUACUCGUGUCUGACUGGAAGGAGAAGUCUGUGACAUGUGUUACGUCAGAGGGUGAUGUGGUAUGGAGCUACGCCCCUACCGGACACAGAGCUCUCAUUUACCCUCGUGGUAUCACAACUACAAGUACCGGCGAUAUCCUGCUUGCUGAUAAUUUCUCCGACAAAGUCAUAGAACUGAACGAGUCUUGGGAGUUUGUCAGAUAUAUCCUCCAGUCAAAAGAUGGUAAAGCUGUUAUUUCUCCAAGGGGUUUGUAUGUAGAUAACAGAAACUCACUGUAUGUGUGUGGAGGCAGGAAGACAAUAGAAAUAAUCUUCACAUGAAAUUGUAUCACAAUUGAUAUUUGUGUCAAAUGGACCAAAUGAAUCUAUAUUGACUCAUGUUAUGAGAGCGGACUUAUCUUGUGAAAAGAAGAUAACAAUCACGAGGAUACUUAUGAUCGAUAAAUACAGUCAAAGGACACAUCAUAGAGUAUAUAUCUUGUUAAAAAGGCAAUAAAAUAGAUGAUAAGAAAUUAUGGUCUUCGGCAUCGAUUCCUUCGUGGUGAUGUUAGAAUAUUUUUAACCUGUAUUAUCGUUAUUGUUUUUCAAUCGUUGAAAGACUCAGAGGACAUGCAAUAAAAGUUCACUUCAACAGAGGCUUGGGCUUGUUCAAUUUCUGUGGAUGAAAGGUGUCACCGGGUCGUUACCGGACCUCUCUGCUCCCCGGCUUUAUUUCAGACACCGCUCGGCAAAGUCCGGCGAUCGUCAUUGAUCAGUGUCAUGACAUUCUGUGUUAGGGAAUUUCUGUGUUUCUUUCUCUUGUGUUUUAUUGGCACACUCAUAUUUACUGACUUGAUGUAAGUAUCUCUUAUAUGUU
Messenger RNA from Haliotis rufescens (red abalone), 2617 nucleotides. RefSeq lists its product as uncharacterized. The record is from RefSeq and is a predicted model, not a curated record. Bases 151 to 2082 code for a protein of 643 amino acids. Lineage: Eukaryota; Metazoa; Mollusca; Gastropoda; Lepetellida; Haliotidae. The transcript is spliced from 3 exons. Gene Ontology annotation, molecular function: zinc ion binding.